AUGCGCCGUUUCUGGUUAGUAGAGUUGUGUCUACUUUGUGGUGCCCACGGGUGUUGCAUUGCGUGCCUUCCCCAAGCCUGUUGUGUGGUCAAGUGGGAUAAGGACAGCCUAAGCCCAACCGAAGUUCCUAACUUAUCAGGAGCUUCUGUUGCCACUUCGCAAUCCGAUGCCUGUGACGACGUGCAGUAUCCUGAGGUCACCCUAUCCUUUUCCAGUGUACACCUCUGCACCUCGGUCCACGGGUGUUGUGUCACCCGCUGCCCAAACUCCCUCAUGGCUGAGUCAGGCACGGGGCGGUGGGUCCUGGUGACAGCUGACCGGGGGAUCGAGGUGGGUGCUCCGUCCCAUGGGAGGCAGCCGCUUGGGGGGCGAGUACUGCUGGCCCAGGUCUGUCAAUAUAAGGUCGAGGAUGGCUUGCUGGUGCUGGUGGGUGGGGAAGUCCACGACCUGGGUGAGGUGUAGCUGGUGUUGGAUGUCCCCACAGAUGACCAGCUUGGCGGCAGGAUACCUCACCCUCAGGGCAUCAGAAGUGUCAAUGAUGUGAGUGGUGAGUAUCUGUGCUGUGGUGGCUCGGGGGGGGUGGUACACUACGCACGCAAUGAUGGAGGCUGUGUUGCUGGGAUGGCAGGGGGGCAUAACUCUCACCCAUAGGGCCUCCACUCAGGCAGGAAUAUCGACAGGGAGAUGUGAGGGGCUGAGGGCGGA
Messenger RNA from Scylla paramamosain (green mud crab), 705 nucleotides. RefSeq lists its product as uncharacterized. The transcript has 3 exons. The record is from RefSeq and is a predicted model, not a curated record. NCBI's taxonomy places the organism in Eukaryota, Metazoa, Arthropoda, Malacostraca, Decapoda, Portunidae. Bases 1 to 462 code for a protein of 153 amino acids.